AUGAAGAUAGCUUGCUGGCUACUGUCAGGUUUUUACCUGUUCUUCUGCUGCAGGGCUGAAGAGGGACUGGACUUCCCCACCUACGAUGGGAAGGAUCGGGUGUUUGACCUGAAUGAGAAGAACUACAAGCAGGCCCUGAAGAAGUAUGACGUGCUCUGCCUGCUCUUCCAUGAGCCUGUGGGCUCUGAUAAAGUCUCUCAGAAGCAGUUCCAGAUGACAGAAAUGGUACUGGAGCUGGCUGCCCAGGUCCUAGAAACUAAAGGUUUCGGCUUCGGGUUUGUGGAUUCCAAGAAAGAUGCAAAAGUUGCCAAAAAGCUGGGCUUGGAUGAAGAAGGAAGCCUCUAUAUCUUCAAGGAGGAGCGUAUGAUUGAAUUUGACGGGGAACUGGCUGCAGAUGUCUUGGUUGAAUUCCUCCUGGACUUGCUGGAGGACCCAGUGGAAAUCAUCAACAGCAAGCUGGAGCUACAGGCCUUCGACCGCAUUGAGGACGAGAUCAAACUCAUUGGCUACUUCAAAGGAGAAGACUCUGAACAUUACAAGGCAUUUGAAGAGGCAGCGGAACACUUCCAACCAUCCAUCAAAUUCUUUGCCACCUUUGACAAAGGGGUUGCAAAGAAACUAGCUCUGAAGCUGAAUGAGGUGGAUUUCUAUGAGCCAUUCAUGGAUGAGCCAGUUCAUGUCCCCGACAAGCCUUACACGGAAGAGGAGCUGGUUGAGUUUGUGAAGGAGCACAAAAGAGCCACCCUGAGGAAGCUGCGCCCAGAAGACAUGUUUGAGACCUGGGAGGAUGACCUGGAUGGAAUUCACAUUGUGGCCUUCGCCGAAGAAGACGACCCGGAUGGCUUUGAGUUCCUGGAGACUCUGAAGCAAGUCGCCAAGGAGAACACCAACAAUCCUGACCUAAGCAUUGUGUGGAUCGAUCCUGAUGACUUUCCUCUGCUCAUCACCUAUUGGGAGAAGAUCUUCAAGAUUGACCUAUUCAAGCCACAGAUCGGGGUGGUAAAUGUCACAGAUGCAGACAGUAUUUGGAUGGAAAUCAAGGAUGAUGAUGACCUGCCCACAGCUGAGGAGCUGGAAGACUGGAUAGAGGAUGUGCUCUCUGGGAAGAUAAAUACGGAAGAUGAUGACGAUGAUGACAAUGAUGAUGACGACGAUGAUGAUGAUGAUGAUGACGAUGACGACGACGACGACGACGACGAUGACGAUUAG
Emys orbicularis (European pond turtle) is the source of this 1209-nucleotide messenger RNA. RefSeq names its product calsequestrin 2 (gene CASQ2). Gene Ontology annotation, molecular function: calcium ion binding. Lineage: Eukaryota; Metazoa; Chordata; Testudines; Emydidae. Gene Ontology annotation, biological process: regulation of cardiac muscle contraction by regulation of the release of sequestered calcium ion. The record is from RefSeq and is a predicted model, not a curated record. The transcript has 11 exons. Gene Ontology annotation, cellular component: Z disc; sarcoplasmic reticulum lumen. Bases 1 to 1209 code for a protein of 402 amino acids.